GACUAUCAUCCAUCGUUAUGUUUCAUGUUUUUCAGCUGUGUUUGCAUUCUUUCCCCUAUUUGAUUUCCUCAUCAUUUUAUAGGCACAGCUCCAUGAAGGCUGAGGAGGCCACCGGCACAGCUCCCUUUCACCUUGACCUCUGGUUCUACUUCACCCUGCAGAACUGGGUUCUGGACUUUGGCCGCCCCAUUGCCAUGCUGGUGUUCCCUCUCGAAUGGUUCCCGCUCAACAAGCCCAGCGUGGGGGACUACUUCCACAUGGCCUACAACAUCAUCACGCCCUUUCUCCUGCUCAAGCUCAUCGAGCGCUCGCCGCGCACCUUGCCUCGCUCCAUAAUCUACAUCAGCAUCAUCACUUUCAUCAUGGGCGCCAGCAUCCACCUGGUGGGCGACUCCGUGAACCACCGCCUGCUCUUCAGUGGCUACCAGCACCACCUGUCGGUCCGCGAGAACCCCAUCAUCAAGAAUCUGAAGCCGGAGACGCUGGUGAGGCCGCCCCGCAUAAACCAGUACAGGGAUCGGUGGGGAGGAGGCGGCUGGGAGGGGCGGCUGGGCAGGCCUCCGAGGCAUUGGCUUCCCUGUUGCAGGUACAUCCCCUUCUUCCUCAUCCUCUUCAUGUACUUCAGCGGCUGUUUCACUCCCACCAAAGCCGAGAGCUCAAUGCCAGGGGCGGCCCUGCUCCUGGUGGUGCCCAGUGGCCUGUACUACUGGUACCUGGUCACCGAGGGCCAGAUCUUCAUCCUCUUCAUCUUCACCUUCUUCGCCAUGCUGGCCCUCGUCCUGCACCAGAAGCGCAAGCGCCUCUUCCUGGACAGCAACGGCCUCUUCCUCUUCUACUCCUUCGCCCUCACUCUCCUGCUGGUGGCGCUCUGGGUCGCCUGGCUGUGGAGUGACCCUGUACUCAGGAAGAAGUACCCAGGCGUCAUCUACGUCCCUGAGCCCUGGGCCUUCUACACCCUCCACGUCAGCAGCCAACACUGAGUCCCUGGCAUCAGCCACUGGUGCUCUGUCGGGCAGGAGAUGGGUCAUAGAGGGUGUUGGAGCACAGGGUGUGUGUGUACAUGUGCUUGUUUGUGUGUAUAUGUGCAUGCACAUGAGUGUGCGUGUGUGUCCACCCACAUGUGUAACCGAAACUGAGAACAUGAGUGAGUACACAUUGUGCGCACGGAUGGGUGUGUUUGUGUGUGCAUGUGCGCGUGCGUGGCUUACAUCACCAGGAGACUCCGUUGUUCUGGUCAAGUUUCUGUUUGGUUUGGAUCUUUUCAAGAUGGGAUUUUGUUUUAGGCCAAGAUGUGGGCACUGUCUUCCCCCUCACUCUCACUGCUCAGGGCUGACCCUUCUUCCUGGGAAGUUCUCUGAGACCCAUACAGGAGAGGCCUGGGGAGGGCAUUUGGCGUGUUACCCACCAUCUGGCCCACUCCUCGGGCCCACCCUGACCCCAGAAGCCAGAUUACAUAGGUCACGAGGACUUUCUGUGUAUUGCUGAGCAAGCACCUCCCUUCUCGGCUUCAUUUGCACUAGAUGGGCCAAGGGUUCCAAAGUGAGUUGGUGGGCUGGUUGCAUUCUCCUCUUGGGCAGCCGAGGGAUAGAGUAGUUCCAUCCUGACACUGUCCUCGAACCCUGGAAGGGAUAUGUGCACCCCAGGCCCUCACCCCACCUCAGGUUGCAUGGGGUGCUGAGCCACCCAACCCCGAGGGCCCACAGGCCAGCCCACUCCCCUAACCACCAGCAGAUUGCGUGGUCUGGCAGUGAUCGCACUCCAGCAGCUCUGCCUCCAGGAGAAUUGUGGCCCCACUGCAGCAGCCUGACUGCAGGCUCUGAGCUGCAGCUGAUGCCCAGCUCACACUGGCUCUGUCCUCCGAACUCCUGCAGGGGGUGGGGGCAGGGUUGAGCCUUUCUCCAGGCAGCCUUGUCUUGGUCUGAACCUCAGCCUUCUGCCUGAGCCCUUCUCCCAGAAAAGGGAGCCUCAUUCCCAGCAGGGUGCCCCCCCUUCUCCCAGGCACUGCAAACUUCACCCAGCGGCAGGCCUCACAGCCUCAUCUGCAGCCAGCACUGGCCCCCAUGUACCUGUGGGUCUCAAAGGGGCCUGCCUUGCUCUCCCCAGACCUGCCCCCUCUCCUGUGUUCUCAGGGAGCCCCGUGCCUCAGAUUCUCCUUUCAUGUUGGGGUCCCUCUGAAGCCCCCUCAGAGGUCCCCCAGCCUCUGGUCAGUCCCUGUCUGCCGGCAGCAUCAGGUGGGGAGAGGUGUGAAUAAAGGCAGUGUGGAAGCCAA
Messenger RNA from Myotis brandtii (Brandt's bat), 2269 nucleotides. It is a transcript of the gene CLN6, whose product is annotated as ceroid-lipofuscinosis, neuronal 6, late infantile, variant. The record is from RefSeq and is a predicted model, not a curated record. The coding region runs from base 18 to 980 and encodes 320 amino acids. NCBI's taxonomy places the organism in Eukaryota, Metazoa, Chordata, Mammalia, Chiroptera, Vespertilionidae. The transcript is spliced from 6 exons.